Messenger RNA from Arabidopsis thaliana (thale cress), 1984 nucleotides. RefSeq names its product regulatory particle triple-A 1A (gene RPT1A). Gene Ontology annotation, cellular component: nucleus; cytoplasm; proteasome regulatory particle, base subcomplex. NCBI's taxonomy places the organism in Eukaryota, Viridiplantae, Streptophyta, Magnoliopsida, Brassicales, Brassicaceae. The transcript has 10 exons. Gene Ontology annotation, molecular function: ATP hydrolysis activity; ATP binding. The record is from RefSeq and is marked reviewed. The coding region runs from base 177 to 1457 and encodes 426 amino acids.
UCUUAGCUUAUAUCACGUCACCACGAGACUAAACGCAAAUUAGAACUUCUUUACCCUUUCGAGAAAAAAGAAAAGAAAAAAGAACUUGUUUUCCUCUUCAGCAAGACACAUAAAUCGUAAUCCAUUUUCUCUCAACUUUAGGAAUCUCAAAUCUCCGAUUUGGAAAUCCGGCGACAAUGGUGAGAGAUAUUGAAGAUGAGAUUAGAGACGAGAAGAAUCCUCGUCCUCUUGAUGAAGAUGAUAUCGCUCUCCUCAAGACUUAUGGGUUAGGGCCUUACUCUGCACCUAUCAAGAAAGUGGAGAAAGAAAUUAAGGAUCUCGCCAAGAAGAUCAACGAUCUAUGUGGUAUCAAGGAGUCUGAUACUGGUUUAGCUCCUCCCAGUCAAUGGGAUCUUGUAUCUGAUAAGCAAAUGAUGCAAGAAGAGCAACCUCUGCAGGUUGCGAGAUGCACAAAGAUUAUAAGUCCAAACACUGAAGACGCCAAAUACGUCAUAAAUGUCAAACAAAUUGCUAAGUUUGUUGUUGGACUUGGCGAUAAAGUUUCUCCCACUGAUAUUGAGGAAGGCAUGCGUGUUGGAGUUGAUCGGAAUAAAUAUCAGAUUCAGAUUCCUCUACCUCCCAAAAUCGAUCCUAGCGUGACCAUGAUGACUGUCGAAGAGAAACCUGAUGUAACUUACAAUGAUGUUGGUGGAUGCAAGGAGCAGAUUGAGAAGAUGCGAGAGGUUGUUGAACUGCCAAUGCUUCAUCCAGAGAAAUUUGUGAAGCUUGGAAUAGAUCCUCCCAAGGGUGUUCUCUGCUACGGACCUCCUGGUACUGGUAAAACUCUUCUGGCUAGAGCUGUGGCCAACAGAACCGAUGCUUGCUUUAUCAGGGUUAUUGGAAGUGAGCUUGUUCAGAAGUAUGUUGGUGAAGGAGCUAGGAUGGUUCGUGAACUGUUUCAGAUGGCACGGUCCAAGAAAGCCUGCAUUGUGUUCUUUGACGAAGUUGAUGCCAUUGGUGGUGCAAGAUUUGAUGAUGGUGUUGGUGGUGAUAACGAAGUCCAACGUACUAUGCUUGAGAUUGUGAAUCAGCUUGAUGGGUUUGACGCACGUGGUAACAUCAAGGUUCUUAUGGCAACAAACAGGCCUGACACACUAGACCCAGCUCUUUUACGUCCUGGACGUCUUGACCGUAAGGUUGAGUUUGGUCUACCUGACCUGGAGAGCAGAACACAGAUCUUCAAGAUUCACACAAGAACCAUGAACUGCGAAAGAGACAUCCGUUUCGAACUCCUUGCUCGCCUCUGCCCAAACUCAACGGGAGCUGAUAUUCGAAGUGUAUGCACUGAAGCAGGAAUGUACGCAAUCAGAGCUAGGAGAAAGACUGUGACUGAGAAAGACUUUCUAGACGCAGUGAACAAAGUCAUUAAAGGUUACCAAAAGUUCAGUGCCACUCCCAAGUAUAUGGUCUACAAUUAGAGAGAUUGAGACAGAUAGAAGAACUCCGAAAUAAAACUCCGAAACACUCUUUGUUCUUUGUUUGUGUCUCUUCCCUUCAAGCUCUUUUGUAGUACUUGUUUCACAACUUAUUCCAGUAACUCGGGUUUAUCUUCUUCAAUGUCUACUACUUUUGGAUUCAUAAAUUCUUUGUUAAGUUUUUUUUUUUUUGUGAAUUCACGUCUUUUGAAAUUGAUAACAAGUUGAUGAUCAAGAAUUGAACCAAGCCCAAAUAGAACCAAUGUAGAAGAUUACAAGAAAGAAUUUUGUUCAUGUAAAGGAUCUAGAAGCUACACCUUUGGAACAUACAAUUACAAUAAAACAAUGGGAUUAUACAAUGUAUGAGGUUGCUUUUUUCUAUCUUCCAAUUGUCUAUGAUUAACAUCCGACGGAGCAAAGUGUUUGUCUUUUCUCUUGGUAGAGGCAUUUACAUGUAAUCACUGGUCGUGUCGGCACUACCAGCACGUUGCGAUGGAUCAACUCCGACAGUUCUCUUGCUCAUGUUAGCU